Molecule: messenger RNA, 741 nt
Organism: Perkinsus marinus ATCC 50983
Lineage: Eukaryota; Perkinsozoa; Perkinsida; Perkinsidae
Product: vacuolar amino acid transporter, putative
Exons: 5
Coding region: 1-741 (246 amino acids)
Biological process (GO): amino acid transmembrane transport
Molecular function (GO): amino acid transmembrane transporter activity
Source: RefSeq, a predicted model, not a curated record
AUGUCGUAUAUUGCCCAGAGUUACGACUCGAAAACCUAUGGAAUGAUGUCGUUUUUCAACGUAACCAAGCUGGUUAACCCAAGUUUGCGAUGGUUGGUUGAUCUGAGUAUUGUCAUCAAAGGCCUCGGCGGGUCGGUCGGUUUCCUCCUCAUUUCGGGCACCCUGUUCGCCGCUAUUAUUGAGAACCUACACCCCACUGGGUUGGCACCAGAGACUCUAAAGCGGUUGGUUAUUAUCGGCGUCGUUGUGUUGCUUUCGCCGGUCAUCUACGCGCAUCGACUGAAUGCAACCAGGUUCACCAAUGCUUUCGGUCUAGUUUCCCUGGGCUAUCUGGCAGUACUCGCGAUCGUUUACGCUAAACCGUCGCUCGAUUCAGCAUCGCUUUGGCCGGUAUCCUGGGUGGGAAUGCUGGCGCGAUUUCCGGUCUUUAUGUUUGCGUUUAUGUGUCAUCAUAAUUUCUUCCAAGUUGCAGAGGAAAUGCCGAAGGUCACUAUUCGUAAACUUAAUAUUGUAAGUGUCAGUGCAGUGACUACUGGGUUGGUCAUCUUCCUACCGACGAUGGUUCUGCCGUAUAUGACAUAUGGCCCAGAUGUCGGGGACAAUUUCCUCACGUCAAUGCCAGUGAGCGAUGUGCCUAUUAAAAUUGCGUAUGUUGCGGCAGCGCUUUCGGUACUGGAGCGCGCUGAUGUUUAUUUGUUCGCUCCUGCUUUAUCCUCUCAGUCUGACUGCAAUCAUUUAUGA